AUGCGGUGGGAUCAGAUUGCUUUCCUCCUGGCUCUAUACGUACUCAACGUUUGGUAUGUUCAUAAAUAAAGUUCUCAGAGGCUAAUAUAAUUAAUGUAUCGCGUCUUACGCAACUAUGUUUUACCUUAUUUUAGCCUAGCAGCCGAAGAAACAUUAGGUAUCCCCGGCGGACGCCAAAUUCGUCUCCUCAGAAGGCUAAAUGACAGCCCGGUCGAUCAAAGCGAGCCCCAGAUCCUAAACAGAGGACGCAGAGCCAAUCCCCGUCAAGUUCAACAUUCUGGAGAGGUGAUGUUCAGGAAAAGAUCGCGCAUUUUCGCUGAUGAUGGAGCCAGAGUGAAGAGAUUAUUGGAUAACGAAACUGUUGAAUCUAUGCUCCUGAAGAAAUUGCCAACCCUAGAUGAAGAAGGAACUGACCCCUUCGAAAUCAGAACGUUCACAGUCCAAAGACCCACUCACAGAACCAGAAUUAUCUAA
Messenger RNA from Bursaphelenchus xylophilus (pine wood nematode), 474 nucleotides. Lineage: Eukaryota; Metazoa; Nematoda; Chromadorea; Rhabditida; Aphelenchoididae. The record is from the annotation of a GenBank genome assembly.